AUGGACCCACUGCAAACAGCUCACUUGGGCCCUCGAAAGAAGAGACCCAGGCAGACAGGCACCUUGAUGGCCUCAGGUCCUCAUAACAUCCGAUUUGGAGAUUUGGUCCUCUUCAUUUUGGAGAAGAAAAUGGGAACCACUCGCAGAGCCUUCCUCAUGGAGCUGGCCCGAAAGAAAGGUUUCAGGGUUGAAAACGAGCUCAGUGAUUCUGUCACUCACAUAGUGGCAGAGAAUAACUCGGGUAAUGAUGUUCUGGAGUGGCUGCAGGUACAGAACAUCCAAGCCAGCUCCCAGCUAGAACUCCUGGACGUCUCCUGGCUGAUAGAGUGCAUGGGAGCAGGGAAACCAGUGGAGAUGACAGGAAGACACCAGCUUGUUGUAAGAGACCCUCCAGCUAGCCCCAACCCAGGACCCCAGAAGACUCCAUCACUUGCAGUACAAAAGAUCCCUGAGUACGCAUGUCAGAGGAGAACCACUUUAGACAACUGUAACUACAUAUUCACGAAUGCCUUUGAGAUACUGGCUGAAGAUUGUGAGUUUAGAGAGAAUGAAGGCUUCUAUGUGACAUAUAUGAGAGCAGCCUCUGUACUGAAAUCUCUGCCAUUCACCAUUAUCAGUAUGAAGGACACAGAGGGCAUUCCCUGCCUGGGAGGCAGGGUGAAGUGUAUCAUAGAGGAAAUUAUUGAAGAUGGAGAAAGUUCUGAAGUUAAAGCUGUGUUAAAUAAUGAACGAUAUAAAUCCUUCAAACUCUUCACUUCUGUUUUUGGAGUGGGGUUGAAGACAUCCGAGAAGUGGUUCCGGAUGGGAUUCAGAUCUCUUAGUAAAAUAAGGUCAGACAAAAGCCUGACAUUUACACGAAUGCAGAAAGCAGGAUUCCUGUAUUAUGAAGACCUUGUCAGCUGUGUGACCAGGGCAGAAGCAGAGGCAGUCAACAUGCUGGUUAAAGAGGCCGUCUGGACAUUUCUUCCAGGGGCCUUCAUCUCCAUGACAGGAGGGUUCCGGAGGGGUAAGGAGAUUGGGCAUGAUGUAGAUUUUUUAAUUACCAGCCCAGAAGUAACAGAAGAUGAAGAGCAACAACUUUUGCAUAAAGUGAUAAACUUAUGGGAAAAGAAGGGACUACUUUUAUAUAGCGACCUCGUGGAGUCCACAUUUGAAAAGCUCAAGUUGCCUAGCAGGAAGGUGGAUGCUUUAGAUCAUUUUCAAAAAUGCUUUCUGAUUUUAAAAUUGCACCAUCAGAGAGUGGACAAUGACAAGUCCCCCCAGCAGGGGGGAAAGACCUGGAAGGCCAUCCGUGUGGACUUGGUCAUGUGCCCCUAUGAGCGCCGUGCCUUUGCCCUGCUGGGGUGGACUGGCUCCCGGCAGUUUGAGAGAGACCUCCGGCGCUAUGCUACGCAUGAGCGGAAGAUGAUAUUGGAUAACCAUGCUUUAUAUGACAAGACCAAGAAGACAUUCCUCAAAGCAGAAAGUGAAGAAGAAAUUUUCACACAUCUGGGAUUAGAUUACAUUGAGCCAUGGGAAAGAAAUGCCUAAGAAAAAGUUGUUGACAUAUUUCUGCUCUUUUCAGGUCAAAUAAAUUAUGCUUCAUAUUAGUAAAAGUUGCCUUAAGAAAGUUUGGGGGUUCUUUAGAUUUUGCUGAAAUGAAGAUUACUACUAAAAAUAAAUAGCUUUAGAGACAGAAUAAAGCACCACAUGGAAAGAAGUUAUGCUGUAACUGGCAUGAUUG
This is a messenger RNA of Heterocephalus glaber (naked mole-rat), 1723 nucleotides long. It is a transcript of the gene Dntt, whose product is annotated as DNA nucleotidylexotransferase. Gene Ontology annotation, molecular function: DNA-directed DNA polymerase activity; DNA nucleotidylexotransferase activity; DNA binding. Lineage: Eukaryota; Metazoa; Chordata; Mammalia; Rodentia; Bathyergidae. Gene Ontology annotation, biological process: double-strand break repair via nonhomologous end joining. Gene Ontology annotation, cellular component: nucleus. The record is from RefSeq and is a predicted model, not a curated record.